Molecule: messenger RNA, 2325 nt
Organism: Dioscorea cayenensis subsp. rotundata (Guinea yam)
Lineage: Eukaryota; Viridiplantae; Streptophyta; Magnoliopsida; Dioscoreales; Dioscoreaceae
Product: cation/H(+) antiporter 15-like
Exons: 2
Coding region: 82-2325 (747 amino acids)
Biological process (GO): regulation of pH; proton transmembrane transport
Cellular component (GO): membrane; endomembrane system
Molecular function (GO): antiporter activity
Source: RefSeq, a predicted model, not a curated record
UACUGAUCAUAAAAUAUUUGUAUAUAAAACUAUAUAUGAUAGGCAGGAAUCCUCCUCAGCCCUUCAUUCCUCGGACAUAGCAUGAAGACAAGGAUGCUAUUGUUUCCCCCCAAAGGCACUUUUGUACUGGACACCAUGUCCUUGCUGUGCCUCAACUUGUUCCUCUUCAACAUUAGCGUCAAGACCGACCUGAACAUGCUGAGGAAGCCGAGCAUGAUGUCGAUAGGCGUUGGCAUUUGCGCAUCUCUUCCUCCGCUUCUACUCUGUGGCCUACUCUAUUUAGGCAUCAAAGAGGCAUUGCCUUCAGAUACAAAACUUGAUAGUCUUCUCCUUCUUAUAGCUUGUCGAUUUUCACUCACCUCCUUCCCUGUCAUUGCCGACAUUCUUGAUGAGUUCGGCUUCCUCAACACCGAACUCGGCCGUGUCGCCACUACCACUUCUCUUGUUAGUGAAGCACUUGCAUGGCUCCUCAACUCAUUUAUCUUCGCAUCUCAACUAGUACCUGACCAGUUCCUUAUCAAGACCAUCAUGUCAGUCGUCUCCUUCGGCAUCUACUUGCUCAUAGUCCUUUUUAUUCUCCGGCCAACAAUUCUCCGCAUCAUCAAGAAAACUCCCGUCGGUAAUCUCAUCGACGAGGGCUACUUUGUUGGAGUCAUUCUCUUAGCACUAACAUCAGCUAUGCUCACUGAAUUCAGCGGGUACCCGGCGCCAUUCGGACCCAUAAUUCUAGGCUUGUGCUUGCCCGGAGGGAUGCCGUUAGGGGUGUCACUAUCCGAGAAGCUCGACGCCUUUGUUUCCGGCGUGUUCAUGCCCAUAUACUUGGUGCUUGCCGGCUACCGGACCAUCCUAACCAGAAUAGACAAUGUUCAGACAUCCUUAUAUAUUGGACUCAUGAUCUUUGUGGCUGUAUUGGGGAAGUUCAUUGGGACAGUGUUAGUAACUCUCUAUUUCCGGUUUCCUCUCCGUGAUGCCAUCGUAAUGGGACUCAUGAUGAACUUGAAAGGAAUCAUCGAAGUUAAUUUCUUCAAUGGCUGGGGUGAUACCUUGAUGGCAAACGGCCAAGAAUUCAGCGUCCUCAUGGCUUCAACAACUGUGAUAACAGCCAUCUCAACGCCAUUGAUCAAGUACCUUUACAAGCCUUCAGUAAGAUACGUGACCAGCAAACGCCGAACCAUGGAACACGCCCGGCCCAACACCGAGCUCAAGAUCCUCACCGCCGUCCACAACGAAGAAAACGUCCCUCCAAUUAUCGAGCUCCUGGAGGCUUACUAUCCCACCAGCGAUAGCCCACUAAUCAUCUACGUUCUUCACGUCAUGGAGCUCGCCGGUCGCACCACCGCCGUGCUGGCACCUCACAAAAGAAGCAAGAAAUCAAGCAACACUACGGUCUCUGAUCGCAUCGUCAACGCCUUCCGUUACUACGAGAAUAAGAACGAAGGCUCUGCCUCAGUCUUACCAUUCAUCGCUUUAGCUCCAACCCACACCAUGCACAACGACGUGUGCUCGCUCUCGCUGGAGAAGAAAAUUCGUCUCAUCAUCCUCCCUUUCCACAAGCAAUGCGAAGGACCUUUAACCACCAUGAGCAACCAAGGAUUCCAGGCCAUGAACCAGAACGUGCUCACCUAUGCACCUUGCUCUGUCGCUAUCCUCAUUGACCGCCGGCACUCUGGUGGCGCAACGUGCACUCUCACCAAUGACUUGCUUAACCACGUGGCCGUGUUCUUUCUCGGCGGUGGUGAUGACCGUGAGGCUUUGUCCAUUGGCAUGCGUAUAGCCAGGAACUCCAACAUCUCCCUCACCAUCAUACGUUUCAUCUCUAGAGGUGAUUUCAGAGAGCUGGAAGAUGAAGAGUGGAAGCUUGAUAACAAGAUGAUGGAUGAACUUCGAACUCAGCAAAAUGAGAAUGUAACUUAUAAAGAAGAGGUGGUGCAAGACAGUGAGGAGACGGUGGCGAUCAUAAGGUUGAUAGGGAACAAGUUUGAUCUUGUGAUAGUGGGGAGGAGGAUGGGAUUGGAGUCAUCGUUGACGAAUGGGAUGUCGGUUUGGAGUGAGUGUGAGGAGCUGGGAAUACUGGGAGACUUGUUAUCUUCGGAGGAUUUUGGGCUGAAAGCGUCCAUUCUAGUGGUGCAGCAGCAAGUGAGGGCGGAGGAUCAGACCAGUGGUGGUGGUGGUGGUGGUGGUGUUGUUGGUGUGGUGGACGUGAAUAAUGCAAGCAAGGCAAAGCAGAGGACUAUAACUAAUAUUUUGAGCUUGAAUGUUGGGAUGACGACCAAGCAGGAGGAGGGCAGGGAUGUCUUGAUCCAUAGAGGAGUAACCUCACCUUGA